AUGGGUUUGGCGGAAGGAAUUGCGCAAGCAAUUCGAGAAACCGAUUUGCCGCAGGAAAAUGUGGAACAGGUUGGUUAAUUUGUGCAUUUUCAGCCAAAAAUGUGCAAUUUUCAGCUCUCAACUGCAAUUUCCACGCUCACAAUUUCGCAAUCUGCCACAAUCUCCCAAAUCAAUACACCAAAAAUCGACAGAUUUUGUGAAUUUUGUCAAAACCACGGUCAUCCGUCGCAAAGUUGCCGAAUCUUUGCGACGCGUCAGUCGCGAAUUCGAAUUUUGGAGGCUCGCGGAGCAUGCAAAAAAUGUUGUUUGGUGCAUGAAGUUGGCCGCCGAAAAUGUGCGGAGAAUCGGCAAAAAUGCCGAAAAUGUCGAGGAAAACGACAACAUUUGAAGUGGUUGUGUCCGAAUUGGUGA
Molecule: messenger RNA, 411 nt
Organism: Caenorhabditis angaria
Lineage: Eukaryota; Metazoa; Nematoda; Chromadorea; Rhabditida; Rhabditidae
Source: the annotation of a GenBank genome assembly